This is a messenger RNA of Amphiprion ocellaris (clown anemonefish), 3769 nucleotides long. RefSeq names its product ephrin-A2a (gene efna2a). Gene Ontology annotation, molecular function: ephrin receptor binding. Gene Ontology annotation, cellular component: plasma membrane. Bases 992 to 1612 code for a protein of 206 amino acids. Lineage: Eukaryota; Metazoa; Chordata; Actinopteri; Pomacentridae. The transcript has 4 exons. The record is from RefSeq and is a predicted model, not a curated record. Gene Ontology annotation, biological process: axon guidance; osteoclast differentiation; ephrin receptor signaling pathway.
AGGGAGGGGGUUUACUUCCACUGAAUCAGGGUUGCCGGUGAGUGAUGUUGCCGCCAUAGGUGCAGGUUGCGCGUUUGUGAGCAAUGUUGGGGACUGAAGCUGCGAUCAUCAGCAUCAGCAUCGACGGCGGCUCCUUGUGGCUGCGGCCGGACGCGCGUUGACGCACAGAAAGGAAAAAAAAAGAAAAGUGAAAGGCGCACAAACCAGGAGUCACAUUGGAUCGGAGCCCAGUGGCAGCGGAGGGAUCACCAAGUUGAGAUGCUGUGAAGAGCUUCGUGGCUGCUGUGAGGAGCAGGAGGAAGAUGCUCCAGUCUCGCAGUUGUUAUUGCGCGUUAAGUUUGAGCAGAAAAUAACGGGGGAAAAAAGGAGCGCGUUAUGCUGUCUGGGAUGUAUUUUCAUUGAAUAGCAAUCACAGAAAACAAAAAGGUCAAGUGGACGCAGUUCUGUUUGUAUUUGAGGAGAUUUUCGCUGUGGAAGGAAGCGGAACAAAGCCAGGACAAAUCUGGGGGAAACAAAUAUGACGGCCGAUUUUGACGUUGUCUUGUGUGUGCAGAUGAGCCACGAUAUCGCAGACAGAAUUACAAACCUCGGGUGAAUUCGGAGUGUGAUUAAUUCUUCAUUUCCUCUGGAGAGACAGACGGGAUCUAAUCCAGGUGGCGGCGCGUAAUGGGAGAAAAGUUUCGGACCUUGCAGAGGAGACGCACUGGCAGCAUCCCGCCGACGACGCGUUUGUAAAUAACAUGUGAUGUUUUUUCGCGACUGACGAAGUUUGAGAGUGAAUUUCAAACAUUCAGCAUGACUUGAAACACCUCUGGACUUGUUGGAACUUCGAGCAUCAAGCGCAGUUAACGAUCCAUGAACCUCCGAGCCGAUUUGUCCAAAGACGCGCAGACGGACAUUGAUGAUCUAGAGAGGAUUUCUGCAGCGGCAGCAGCGGCGCACUGAAAGCCUGAUCACAGUUUGAAAGAAAGACUCUCCUCCCCUCCCCUGGAUGUCUAUGAUGUUGUGCCAGCUCGGGCAGAGGUGUGUGAUGGAGGUGGUGGUGCUGACCAUCCUGUCCUGGGUGUCCGUGUGGGCAGAGGAGAAGAUCAUAUUUGACAGACACGCUGUUUACUGGAACAGCUCCAACCCCAAGUUUUGGCACGGAGAGUACAGGGUGGCGGUGAACAUCAAUGACUAUCUAGACAUCUACUGUCCUUACUACGAGGGUCCUCCGUCCCACGGGCGCAUGGAGCGCUACAUUCUGUUCAUGGUCAACCACGAGGGCUACACCUCCUGCCAGCACAGGAUGCGUGGCUUCAAGCGCUGGGAGUGCAACCGUCCCAGCGGUCCUGACGGGCCCCUGCGCUUCUCAGAGAAGUUCCAGCUCUUCACUCCGUUCUCCCUGGGCUUCGAGUUCAGGCCCGGACACGAGUACUACUACAUCUCGUCUCCUCACCCAAACCAUGUGGGACGGGCAUGUCUAAAGCUGAAGGUGUAUGUCAGACCUCCAGAUGGCUCGGGAUACGAUUCUCCGGAGCCCUUCCUGACUGACGGGGGUCAGAGCUGGAGGUCCGUGGCCCCGUUAGCUGCUCUGGCCUCACUGUCCCUGGGACUCCUCUACUGGCUGUGACCCCUCUCCCUCCCCUCUCUCUUCCUGGAGCUCCCACCCAGGGAUAACGGGCUGGGCUGGCUGUCCCUCUAAAUCCACCACCCCUCAGGGAAGCCCUCUGUCUCCGCCCCCUCCUCCUCCUCCUCUUCCUCCCACCUCCACCUCAAUACGACCACCAACCACCCCCUCCCCUCCACUGCCAGCCCUCUUUUUCAUGGCCCAGCCACGGACACCUUUCCCAGGCCUGGCUGACAUGGGCUGGGUCUGGAGCUGUCUGGAAAGUUGCCCUUCAUCUCUGAUUCUGGGUGGAACAGCACCUCUUCGCUGAAAAACACAAGAGAAAUGUCUCUGCACUCAUAUCAGGGGGUCCUUUUGAUUUGACUAUUGACUCUUGGCCACUGAUGGGGUGGAUGUAGCCGCGGCUAUGAUUAAACUUGUCGUUCCAGUGCAAUUCCUAUCAUCCAAUCACGGCAGGAUGCAUUAAGCGAUAGGCCUGGAUGCACAAAAAUUGGAUUUUGCUCACAUUGCUAUCUCAUCCUCAAACCAAGAAUUGGAAGUGGCCAAGCUUGCAUUGUAAUUGGAAUUCCAUACAAUCUGGACCGGCUCCAACUCCCAAUGAGAAUAAGAGCGAAUGCAUGGAGGAGAAAGUGCAGAAAAGAAGGGGGGUGAAGACAAUGCAAGCACAGAUUUAGACAAAUAUGGGAAUUGUAAUAUUAUACAUGUUGAAAUUUUCAGACUCAGUGUAGAUUCACAGCAAUGUGAUAUAAAAAAAAAUCCCAUCACGAUGACAAGUAUAACCAUAGCCUGUUUCAGUGGGAGGGUGUAGGGAUGUUCUGGGUGGGUCUGAUGAGAUGUAGAUUUUCAGGUGGGAUGUGUUUUGUCUUAUUCAUGUUUCUAAACAAAGCAUUUAUCACAUGCCUGGCCAGCACAGGCAUCUUCAGCACUGUCUAAUGUCGAUUGGGUCGGGUGACUUUUGGAACCAUGACUUUCUCAUGUAUGAAUGUACCACUGGUCACCCACCUCUUUGUCUUUCUGUAUUAUUAUGACUGUGGUCACUUACAGUACCUUCUCUCGGACUGGCAGGACGAACGGGUCGGGGGGAUUUUUGAAGGGGUUGCAGGCGGGCAGGAGGGAGGGGAGGGGCGACGCUAAGGAUGAACAGAGGACAGGUGAGAAAAGGAGGCGACACUCAAGUUGCAUGACCACUGUGAAACCUUCAGAUCAAUCUUGUUUCUAAUGAUGAUAUAUUUUUUCAUGGGGAAAAAGAAAAAAAUAAUCACCCUGCUACUGCUCUCUUGCUCUCCCUGAGACUUUUUUCAAGACAUCAAAAGGAAAAUUCGACCUCUCUCCUCACACACGGUUUCUCCCCGUCUUGGCUUUCUAGUCGUUGAUGGAUUAGCUCGGGCCAGGAGAUAAAUGGACCCACAGGGUGAAACUGACUGGAAAUCAGCCCUCGGAGCCCAGGCCAGAUCACAAUGGACAUAAACACUGACUGAAGCUGGUCCCGGGUUCGAGGGUUAAACCAAUAAGGGAAGCACAUAGACUGUGGCAAAUGAGGCGAGGUGUGUGUGUGUGUGUGUGUGUGUGUGUGUGCGGUAGCAUCACAAAAACACACAUAUGCGCAUGCACACACACACACACACACACACACACACACACACACACACACACACACACACACACACAUUAAUACACAAACACACACACACACACACACAGUCUUUGAUUUUGGGAGCAUUCGUGGACAUGGGAACGGCACAAAGAGAGCAUGGAGGAGGGAGGUGGAGGGAGAGGAAGCGUGUGCGUAUCAUGGGACUUCUUUAAUGUUUGGGAAGUGAACAUAAUGAGUAAGCACUGUGAACACACACACAAACACACACACACACACACAUGCAUACACACGACAACCCAUGUACAGAUAUACACAUAUGUAGAGAAGCAAAUGCAGAUGUAGACAUUUUACAGAGACAUGGCAUGGACAUACACACAUGUACAAAGACAGACACACACACACACACACACACACACACAAGGAAACACAAACAAGGGGAAGCACUUCUUUCCCUAUUUCAUCUUAUUUUUGUAGCAUUUAAAAUCACUGUUAAUUACUCCUGUGUGGGAUGCAGUGAUGGGAUAUAGCCUGUGGAAGAUUAAAAAAAUGUGUCUUCUCUUCUUCUA